Monodelphis domestica (gray short-tailed opossum) is the source of this 8585-nucleotide messenger RNA. NCBI's taxonomy places the organism in Eukaryota, Metazoa, Chordata, Mammalia, Didelphimorphia, Didelphidae. The record is from RefSeq and is a predicted model, not a curated record.
CUACUGAUCCAUUCAUUGGUCUACCGUCGGAGGGAAAAUAAAGCGACUGGCUCUUCCUUUUUAGCACUUCGGGAAUUUUCAUUGGGCAGGCAAGGAGAGAAAGGCGGGAACUUCUAACACGUCGAUCAAGAGGAUUUGGCGAAAUGAUUGGAUGAAACGAAAAGCAGCUACGCCUACCCCUCCGCUACCGCGCAAUUCAAAAGCUGAGGCAGGACGGAGGUGCGGUCCGCUGGGGCGCUUCUGGGGAGUCCGGGGACCGAUAAAUAUUGGAGAUGUUGAAGUUCAAGUAUGGCAUACGCAGCCCAUUGGACUCAAGUGCAACUGAGCCCAUCAGUAGCCGGGCCUCCAGGCUGAAUCUUCUUUUCCAGGGUAAAACACCCUUUAUGACUCAACAGCAGAUGUCUCUUCUCUCCCGUGAAGGGAUACUGGAUGCCCUUUUUGUUUUAUUUGAAGAAUGCAACAAUCCUGCCCUAAUGAAGAUUAAGCAUGUGAGCAACUUUGUCAGAAAGUAUUCGGAGACCAUAGCUGAAUUACGGGAACUCCAGCCUGGACUGAAGGACUUUGAAAUAAGAAGUCUGGUGGGCUGUGGUCACUUUGCUGAUGUGCAGGUGGUAAGGGAAAAAGCCACUGGGGAUAUAUAUGCCAUGAAAGUAAUGAAGAAGAGGUCCUUGUUGGCACAAGAAGAGGUUUCAUUUUUUGAAGAAGAACAAAGCAUAUUAUGUCGAAGUACAAGUCCUUGGAUCCCUCAGUUACACUAUGCAUUUCAGGACAAACAGAAUCUUUAUCUGGUUAUGGAAUAUCUGCCUGGAGGAGAUUUGCUAUCACUCUUGAAUCGCUAUGAGGAUCAGUUAGAUGAAAAUAUGAUAGAAUUUUAUCUUGCGGAACUGGUUUUGGCCAUUCAUAGUGUUCAUCAGAUGGGAUAUGUCCAUCGAGACAUCAAACCAGAGAACAUUCUUAUCGACCGAACAGGCCAUAUCAAACUGGUGGACUUUGGAGCAGCUGCCAAAAUGACUACAAAUAAAAUGGUGAAGUCCAAGCUCCCUAUUGGGACACCUGAUUACAUGGCGCCAGAAGUACUGACAGUGAUGAAUGGAGAUGGAAAGGGCAUCCAUGGGCCAGAAUGUGACUGGUGGUCAUUGGGAGUCAUUGCUUAUGAAAUGGUUUAUGGACGAUCACCUUUUACUGAAGGAACCACAGCCAAAACUUUUAAUAAUAUCAUGAAUUUCCAGCGGUUUCUGAAGUUCCCAGAUAGCCCUAAAGUUAGCAGUGAAUUUCUUGAUCUGAUUCAGAGUCUGCUUUGUGGACCAAAAGAAAGGCUGAGUUAUGAGAGUCUCUGCUGCCAUCCAUUUUUCUCAAAAAUUGAUUGGAAUAACAUUCGUAACUCUCCUCCCCCCUUCUUUCCUACCCUCAAGUCUGAUGAUGACACCUCUAAUUUUGAUGAACCAGAGAGGAAUUCGCGGGCUUUACCUUUUCCUGGCCAGUUGAACCCCGGAGGUUUCUCUGGUGAAGAUUUGCCUUUUGUGGGGUUUUCGUUCAGCAGAGCACUGGGAAUCCUUGGUAGAGCAGAGUCUGUUGUAUCAGGUUUGGACUCUCCUGCCAAGAUUAGCUCCAUGGAAAAGAAACUUCUUAUCAAGAGCAAAGAGCUACAAGACACUCAGGACAAGUGUCACAAGAUGGAGCAGGAAAUGACCCGGUUGCACCGGAGAGUGUCUGAGGUGGAGGCUGUGCUUAGCCAAAAGGAGGUGGAGCUGAAGGCCUCUGAAACCCAGAGAUCCCUCUUGGAGCAGGACCUGGCUACUUACAUCACAGAAUGCAGUAGCCUAAAGCGAAGUUUGGAGCAGGCACGGAUGGAAGUGUCCCAGGAGGAUGACAAAGCAUUACAGCUUCUCCAUGAUAUCCGAGAGCAGAGUCGAAAGCUACAAGAAAUCAAAGAACAGGAAUAUCAGGCUCAAGUAGAAGAGAUGAGGUUGAUGAUGAAUCAGUUGGAAGAGGACCUUGUCUCUGCAAGAAGACGUAGUGAUCUCUAUGAAUCUGAGUUGAGAGAGUCUCGGUUAGCAGCUGAAGAAUUCAAACGCAAAGCCACAGAAUGUCAGAACAAAUUGAUGAAGGCUAAAGAUCAAGGGAAGGUUGAAGUAGGAGAACUAUAUUCCAAAUUGGAGAAGGUGAAUGCUGAGCAGCAGCUCAAAAUCCAGGAGUUACAAGAGAAGCUGGCCAAGGCUGUGAAAGCUAGCUCAGAGGCGACGGAACUGCUUCAGAAUAUUCGUCAGGCAAAGGAACGAGCUGAGGGGGAGCUGGAGAAACUACGCAACCGAGAAGACUCUUCUGAGGGCAUGAGAAAGAAGUUGUUUGAAGCGGAGGAACGACGCCAUUCUCUGGAGAACCAAGUAAAGAGGCUAGAGACUGUGGAACGCAGAGAAAACAGACUGAAGGAUGAUAUCCAGACUAAAUCACAACAGAUUCAACAGAUGGCUGAUAAAAUUCUGGAGCUGGAGGAGAAGCACCGGGAGGCUCAGGUCUCAGCCCAGCACCUAGAGGUGCAUCUGAAACAAAAAGAGCAACUCUACGAGGAAAAAAUUAAAGUAUUGGACAAUCAAAUAAAAAAAGAUCUAGCUGAUAAGGAAACACUUGAGAAUAUGAUGCAAAGACACGAGGAAGAAGCUCAUGAAAAAAGCAAAAUUCUCAGUGAGCAGAAGGCGAUGAUCAAUGCUAUGGAUUCCAAGAUCAGGUCUCUGGAACAGAGGAUAGUGGAGCUGUCAGAAGCAAAUAAAUUGGCAGCAAAUAGCAGCCUCUUUACCCAGAGGAACAUGAAAGCCCAAGAAGAGAUGAUUUCAGAACUCAGACAACAGAAGUUUUAUCUGGAAACGCAAGCUGGGAAAUUGGAAGCUCAGAAUCGAAAGCUGGAAGAACAGUUGGAAAAAAUCAGUCAUCAAGACCAUAGUGACAAAAGUCGUCUCUUAGAACUGGAGACGAGGCUGAGGGAGGUUAGUUUGGAGCAUGAAGAACAAAAGUUGGAACUUAAGCGCCAGCUCACUGAACUGCAGCUCUCCCUCCAAGAGAGAGAAUCUCAGCUUUCAGCAUUGCAGUCAGCCCGAACUGCCCUGGAGAGUCAGCUCCGACAGGCAAAAACUGAGCUGGAGGAGACAACGGCAGAAGCUGAGGAGGAGAUCCAGGCCCUCACGGCACAUAGAGAUGAAAUCCAGCGUAAAUUUGAAGCCCUUCGUAAUAGCUGCACAGUGAUUACAGACUUGGAAGACCAACUAAACCAGCUGACUGAGGACAAUGCUGAGCUGAACAACCAGAACUUCUAUUUGUCCAAACAGCUAGAUGAGGCUUCAGGUGCCACCGAUGAGCUGGUCCAACUGCGCAGUGAGGUGGACCAUCUUCGUCGGGAGAUUACCGAGAGGGAGAUGCAGCUUACCAGCCAGAAACAAACAAUGGAAGCCUUGAAAACCACUUGCACAAUGCUAGAAGAGCAAGUGAUGGAUUUAGAGGCCCUGAAUGAUGAACUUCUGGAGAAGGAACGUCAGUGGGAGGCCUGGCGGAGUGUUCUUGGUGAUGAGAAGUCCCAGUUUGAGUGUCGGGUCCGAGAGUUGCAGAGAAUGUUGGAUACUGAGAAGCAGAGCAGAGUAAGAGCUGAUCAGCGUAUCACAGAAUCCCGUCAGGUGGUGGAGUUGGCCGUGAAGGAACACAAAGCCGAGAUCCUAGCCCUACAGCAGGCCCUGAAGGAGCAGAAGCUGAAAGCUGAAAGUCUCUCAGAUAAGCUCAAUGACUUGGAGAAGAAGCACACCAUGCUGGAAAUGAAUGCCCGAAGUUUACAGCAGAAACUGGAAACAGAGCGAGAACUCAAACAGCGGCUUCUGGAAGAGCAAGCAAAGCUGCAGCAACAAAUGGACUUGCAAAAGAAUCACAUUUUCCGCCUGACUCAAGGACUCCAAGAGGCUCUUGAUCGAGCUGAUUUGCUGAAGACAGAGAGGAGUGAUCUGGAAUAUCAGCUUGAAAACAUUCAGGUCCUGUAUUCUCAUGAAAAAGUAAAAAUGGAAGGCACCAUUUCCCAGCAAACAAAGCUCAUUGAUUUUCUACAGGCCAAAAUGGACCAACCUGCUAAGAAGAAAAAGGGCUUAUUUAGUCGACGGAAAGAGGACCCUGCUUUACCCACACAGGUUCCUCUGCAGUACAAUGAGCUGAAGGCGGCCCUGGAGAAGGAGAAGGCCCGCUGUGCAGAGCUGGAGGAGGCACUCCAGAAAACCCGCAGUGAGCUGCGAUCGGCUCGGGAAGAAGCUGCCCAUCGUAAAGCAGCAGAUCACCCCCACCCAUCCACACCAGCCACUGCACGACAGCAGAUUGUCAUGUCUGCGAUAGUGAGGUCACCAGAACACCAGCCCAACCCAAUCAGCUUGCUAGCUCCACCGUCCAGUCGGAGAAAAGAGUCCUCCACUCCAGAAGAGUUUAAUCGGCGUCUAAAAGAGCGAAUGCACCACAAUAUCCCACACCGAUUCAAUGUGGGACUAAACAUGAGAGCAACAAAGUGUGCGGUGUGUCUGGAUACUGUGCACUUUGGACGUCAGGCAUCGAAAUGUCUUGAAUGCCAAGUAAUGUGCCACCCGAAGUGUUCAACGUGCCUGCCAGCUACCUGUGGUCUGCCCGCCGAGUACGCUACACACUUCACUGAAGCCUUCUGCCGGGACAAAAUGAACUCCCCGGGACUGCAGCUCAAGGAGCCAAGCACUAAUUUACGUCUGGAAGGAUGGAUGAAGGUGCCAAGAAAUAAUAAACGAGGACAACAGGGCUGGGAUAGGAAGUACAUUGUCUUGGAGGGAUCAAAAGUGCUCAUCUAUGACAGUGAGGCCAGAGAAGCUGGACAGAGGCCAGUGGAAGAGUUUGAGCUGUGCCUUCCUGAUGGGGAUGUCUCCAUUCAUGGAGCUGUGGGAGCCUCUGAACUUGCAAAUACAGCCAAGACAGAUGUGCCGUACAUAAUGAAGAUGGAGUCUCACCCCCACACCACGUGCUGGCCUGGGAGAACACUCUACUUACUUGCCCCCAGCUUCCCAGAGAAGCAGCGCUGGGUCACUGCUUUAGAGUCAGUUGUCGCAGGUGGGAGAGUUUCUAGGGAAAAAGCAGAGGCUGAUGCUAAGCUGCUUGGGAACUCCCUGCUGAAGCUCGAAGGGGAGGAUCGCCUGGACAUCAACUGUACUCUGCCCUUCAGUGACCAGGUGGUGCUGGUUGGAACCGAGGAAGGGCUUUAUGCCCUGAAUGUCUUGAAGAAUUCCCUGACCCACAUCCCAGGUGUGGGUGCUGUCUUCCAGAUUUACAUCAUCAAGGACCUGGAAAAGCUCCUCAUGAUAGCAGGAGAAGAGAGGGCCUUGUGCCUUGUCGAUGUGAAGAAAGUCAAGCAGUCCCUCGCACAGUCUCACCUCCCCGCCCAGCCGGACAUCACACCCAGCGUCUUUGAAGCCGUCAAAGGCUGCCACCUGUUUGCCGCUGGCAAGAUUGAGAAUGGACUCUGCAUCUGUGCCGCCAUGCCUAAUAAAGUUGUCCUUCUCCGCUACAACGAAAACCUCAGCAAAUACUGCAUCAGGAAAGAGAUAGAAACCUCUGAGCCCUGUAGCUGUAUACAUUUCACUAACUACAGUAUCAUCAUCGGGACAAACAAAUUCUAUGAAAUUGAAAUGAAGCAGUAUACUCUGGAGGAAUUUCUGGAUAAGAAUGACCAUUCCUUGGCCCCUGCAGUAUUUGCUUCUUCCUCCAAUAGUUUCCCUGUUACUAUCGUACAGGUGAACAGUGCAGGGCAGAGGGAAGAGUACCUGCUCUGUUUCCAUGAAUUUGGUGUGUUUGUGGACUCUUAUGGAAGACGAAGCCGCACUGACGAUCUGAGAUGGAGCCGCUUGCCUUUGGCCUUUGCCUACAGAGAGCCUUAUCUGUUUGUGACGCACUUCAACUCUCUUGAAGUGAUUGAGAUUCAGGCACGUUCUUCUUUGGGAACUCCUGCACGUGCUCAUUUGGAAAUUCCAAAUCCUCGUUAUUUGGGACCAGCGAUUUCAUCAGGAGCAAUUUACUUGGCAUCUUCCUACCAGGACAAAUUAAGAGUCAUCUGCUGCAAAGGAAACCUGGUUAAGGAGUCUAGUGGUGAGCACCCCCGAGGGGCUUCCACUUCCCGCAGCAGUCCCAACAAGAGAGGGCCCCCCACCUACAACGAGCACAUCACCAAGCGGGUGGCCUCCAGCCCCGCCCCGCCGGAAGGCCCCAGCCACCCGAGAGAACCAAGCACACCGCACCGCUACCGAGAGGGCAGGACCGAGCUGCGCAGGGACAAGUCCCCCGGCCGGCCUCUGGAGAGGGAGAAGUCUCCGGGGAGGAUGCUGAGCACCCGGAGGGAGAGGUCUCCGGGGAGGCUGUUUGACGAGAGCAGCCGGGGCCGCCUGCCCGUUGGGGCCGUGAGGACUCCGCUGUCACAAGUCAACAAGGUCUGGGACCAGUCUUCUGUGUAAUCUCAGCCUGAAAAACAAAACCAAGGAUGGCCUGCAGGACCCACUCCGGCAGGGCUCUGAGGGGGUGGUGCCGCCCCCACCGGAGCCUGUGGGUCCCCCUCAGCAAAGACAGUGGAGGAGGCGGAGGGGCGCCGGCCGGCCAGCCCGCGGCCUCUUCCCCCCCCACCCCCCACCCCCGGAUCACCCCUGCACUUUGUGCCACUGCUACUCUUUCAAGCUCUUCGUAGACUUUUGUACUGAAGACAAGGGGGCUGUGGACCCUGCUGGGCGUGAUUGGAACUCUUGAUUCACCAUCGUGAAUUUUAAAGACGGUGGAAUCCUUGAGAAUGUGAACAGAAGCUACCUUCCUGUUGAAGUUGUCUUUCCAGCUCAACUGCAGCACUGGGUCUUUACCACCAAAAUGUCGAACAACCAGCCCCUCCCCAUCCGCUUCCCUUCUGUUUGCGCCAUCCUCGGCCUCAUUGCCUCCCCAGCUUCUCGUGGUCCCGUGGCCCUGGGCCUCCCCUCGAGGGAGGGACUCCAGGCCCGGAGCCUCAUCUCGGGGACUGCCGGCCAGCCCUGCUUUCAUUUGGCUCUGGCCAGACAUGCAUGCGGUAGACUGCUCUGAGCCCAGCAUCCCCGGGCGGCCAGCAGCCUCCGUCCAGGUCCCCUGCAUGCUGCUGCUCCAUCGGCCUGGCUGCUCUCUUUUGGUUGCUACGCUAAUGGUGUCAUCGUUCCCACGUAAGCCAGCGACUUCAGACCUUUUGAUGAUUGCCAGAUGACUGGCCAUGACGGAGCUGCAGUCCGUACGUAGCACUGGGGAAUGCUACAAGCCUUAUUAUUCUGAUGAGAGAAGGAUUUCAGCAAAUCACCGCCUAGAAAACUUGAAUGUGACCCCCGUGUUCCCUACUGUGUCUCCCUCCUCCGUAACUACGACCCUCUCUGUGCGCCCUUUCCUGAGAAACUGACCUUUCCCGGGGCCCAUCCCCGACCAGGAAGUCCCAGAGAACUCGUAGCUCCACUCUGAGCCCCGGCCCCAGCGGCGCUUUGUUUCUUAGGUGCUGCAAGGCUGUCCUGCUUUCUCCUCAUCCAUGAAUAAGAGUGGAAUCCCUGGCCUUGGAGCACCUCGAGAAUCGAGUUUCUGCAGCUGGCAGGAGACCUGUCAGCCUCCUUCCUGGGUUCCCCUCAUCCCCUGUUGUGCCAUGACGCUGACGGCUGCCUUUCUGCUCACGGCACCGUCGAGGCCGCUGGGGGUUGUGGAUGGGCUCCAGCCACAGUCAGAGCAAAAGAGCUCUUCUGGAGGCGUCCAGUGUUCCUUGGUCUCCAACUUGCCCUCAGCCCAAGACCUCUGUUCCUCCUCGUUUGUCUCCUCUCUAGGGCCCAUUUGGUUCAGAUUUCUGGGAAACUCAUCAUCAUUUGAACCUCAGGCAAAUGUUGUGACUGGUGUGGUUUUUGUGUUGUCGAAAGUUGGGGUUUUGUUGCUUGUUUUGUUUUUUGUUGUUGUUGUUUGGGUUAUAUUUAACUCCCCACUGAGAGCAGAAGAUUGAAAAUUUGCUGAAGUUUUGCCUCUUGGUCCACAAGUAUUUUGAAAGGUCAUUAAAAUUGGUCUUUCAGUCUUUACAUUUCAUUUAGAUCUCCAUGAGAAAUGGGCUUCCCAAGUCCUGCAAAGUGUAUAUCUUGUGUCUCAUUUGUGAAAUGCUUCCUCCUACAGGAGUAGCUCAAAAGACUGUACAUAUUUACAAGAAACUUUAUAUUCGUAAAAAAACAAACAAACAAAACAACAAAGGAAAUUGAAUUGGUUUCUACUUUUUUAUUGUAAAAGGUGCAUUUUUCAACACUAACUUUUGGUUUCAGUGGUGGUGGCUGUGUAUGGCCAUCAGAACAGAGGGUCGGAGCUCUCUGUGUCACCACCAAGAUCCCAGAAAGAAAUAUUGUCACAUGAAAUUGCCGUUAGAUGCUUCUAAGUCACCAAGGUUCUAUGUAUCCAAAAGUACAGCUUUUUCUUCAUUACCUUUUUUAUUCUUGACAAGGAAAGGAAUCCAAGGUAUAAUUCAGGAUCUGCCCUGAAAGACAUGGACUUUGUUGUUGAACAAUAAUCAAAUAAAACAAUUACCUGAAGCA